GUAUAUUUCCCCCGCUAUUUCUAUCACUGAUUUCACAAAGCAAAAAUUGCAGAUAUAUUACAUCUGUGAAAGUACGUGGUAGGCCAUAAUGAAGGGCAAACUCUUGAGGAGAUAAUGGAUCCAAUUCUGAAAAGAAAGAUUGCACCAGAAUGUUGCCAGGUAUUCACUAGUGUCAUGCAGAGAGAUGAGCGACCUACAAUGGGCGAAGUUGAGGUUGUAUAAGUAAUGGUGAUCUGACCUUUGAUGCUUCAAUGGAGGAAGGCUCUUUCUCGGAACCACCAUGUCCGGCGACGGGAGGCCGGCAAGAGCUCCGGACAAAGACAACCAGUCCGAACAAGAACAAGAUCUUCUCCAGAGAAGCAUAAAAAAGGUAAAAAAAGGAGAAGCAGGAUUUACGGAAUCGUCGGUUCUUGUCCCUCGCGAUGAAGAUUGGAUGCAUCACAAAGAAGGUCAAUCUGGAGAAAGAUCUUACGCCGACAUGGUUACAGGGAAGAUAUCAGAUUUGGAGGACGACUCGCUUGAGGACGAUUCUCGACUCUGAAUCUAGAGAUGAGGAGAUGCAAAGCGAUCAAGAAGAUAUCCCUGAAACAGCGAAUGAAGAUAGAAAUAAUGAGCAAUCUAAAAGAUCUGAGAAAAAUGAAAUCAUAGUGGAGGACAUGGGAGAUGGGCUGUACAACAUCAUCAUCAGCGAGAACACCAGAAAUGAACUAUUGAAGCCUUGGUGGAGAUCUCUUAUUGUCAAACUAAUGGGAAGAAAAAUUGGCUAUGCUACUAUGAAAAAGAGGAUUGAAACCAUGUGGGAAAGUUAUGUAGGUAUAGAUGUCAUAGACUUUGGUAAUGAAUUUUAUCUUGUAAAAUUCUAUGCUCAGGAUGACAUGGAUUAUGCACUCUUAGUAGGCCCUUGGAAGAUAUACGACCAUUGCCUAGCAGUGAGGUUGUGGGAACCGAACUUCAAUCCGCUCUUGACCAUCAUUGACAAAAUUACAGCAUGGGUGAGAUUACCAGGCUUACCCAUAGAAUUGUACAAUGAAAGAAUCCUCAGAAAAAUUGGUGAUUUAGUAGGAAAAACCUGCAAAGUGGACCACAAUACACAACAGUUAUGUAGAGGUAAAUUUGCUAGAUUGUAUGUGGAAGUUGACCUGACUAAACUUCUGCUGGAAAAGUACAUGAUAAAUGAAAAAAUGUAUCAAAUAGAGUAUGAAGAAAUACACCAAAUUUACUUCUCAUGUGAAAAAAUUGAUCAUGAACAAAAAGAUUGUGUUAUUUGGAAACGGAAAAAAGAGGAAGAGGCAAAACAAAACAACCAUCAAGAAAAUGAAGUUGAGAGACAACAAGAAAACAUGAAGGAACAAGAGGAAGGAAGACUGAAAGGGUUUGGGAAUGCAAAAAAGGAUAAUCCAAAGGGAAAGGAUGUGAUGGAACAACAAGAUAACAACUUUGGCCCAUGGAUGUUGAUUCAACGAUAAAAAAGGGGAAAGAAAGAGGGAAACAAAGAGGGAGCCAGCACAAGUCGUAACAAUGGAAAAGAAACUAGGAAGGUCAACCAGUCUAGAUUUGUCAUCCUUGAGAUAGAAGAUGAAGAGGGGAUAAAGGAGAGAAAGAGGCUAGAAUCGGUUGUUGAGUUAAGAAAUUAACUAAAUUAAUUUGAAUAA
Molecule: messenger RNA, 1652 nt
Organism: Arachis stenosperma
Lineage: Eukaryota; Viridiplantae; Streptophyta; Magnoliopsida; Fabales; Fabaceae
Exons: 4
Coding region: 423-1466 (347 amino acids)
Source: RefSeq, a predicted model, not a curated record